Messenger RNA from Cryptosporidium ubiquitum, 876 nucleotides. Its product is annotated as methylase. The record is from RefSeq and is a predicted model, not a curated record. The transcript has a single exon. NCBI's taxonomy places the organism in Eukaryota, Apicomplexa, Conoidasida, Eucoccidiorida, Cryptosporidiidae. Bases 1 to 876 code for a protein of 291 amino acids.
AUGGCAGACUACGGGACUACUGAAUACUGGGAAGAGAGAUACAAGAAGGAUUCGAAUCCAUAUGAUUGGUAUCAAAGAUGGGAGAAUAUGAGGGAAAUAAUCAAAGAUUAUUUGAAAUUUGACGACAAAAUAUUGGUAAUCGGUAAUGGAACAAGCAGAUUGCCUGAAGAAAUUUAUGAUGAGGGUUAUCAUGGAGUGGAAGCAAUGGAUAUUAGUACUGUUGCAGUAGAGAUUAUGCACGAAAGGUUUGCUUCAAGAAAUAUUCCAUGUCAAGUUAGUAAUGUUUUAGACAUGUAUCAGUAUUCUGACGAUGAUUAUAAUGUAGUCAUUGAUAAGGGGACAUUUGAUUCAAUUUUAUGUGGUGAAAAUAGUCACAUUAAUAUUGACACAAUGAUGAGGGAAUUGGUCAGAAUUCUCAACUACGAAAAAGGCAGGUACAUAUGUAUUUCUUAUGGGCAACCUAACUAUAGACUGAACUAUUUAAAAUCCAUAAAAGAAUGGGAAGUAACCACCAUUCCAAUAAAGAAGCCUGCAAAUGACCAAAUUUAUAAACUAAAAAACUACAAUGAUGAGGAUUCUAAUUCACAAGAAAAUACCAACAUUACUACUUCAACCAGACCUGACUUGUAUCAUUAUAUAUAUGUCUGUACAGUGAUUAAUAAGAAUGUCCCCGAAAUCGGAAAUUCACUUGAUUUAAAUGAUGAUACUGGAAACGUGGAAACUGACAACUAUGAAAAUAAAGAUAACUUAGAAUUAAACACAGAUAAUUCUCAAGAAAAUAAUAGUUUUUCUCAAGAUACUGAAAUCAACCAGGAGAAUAGGAGCGAUGAAUUCCAAAUAUGUGACGAGAAUAAAGACCUUGAUAAUUCAAUGUAG